AUGAAGGCCGGGCUGAAAGGGAAGGAUUUAGGGAAGGCUAUUCCCAAGGAGCUUCCAGAAUGCAUGGGUGCUGUAGCAUCGGCAGUGUAUCUCCUGAUCCUCAUUGCAUUUAUACCAUUCGUCUUCUACAAGGAUAUUGUUGCGGCUACGUCAGGCGGUGGCAACCGAGAUGUCGUCUUGACGGUCACGCAGAUUGAGACAGGCCGGUUCCUACAGCGCUUCCCGCAUUCAAAGCUAGGAUCAUAUCAGUCGGUGCUGAAUACGCUUCAAGCAACGACGAUUCUGGGUCUGGCAGACGACAUUCUCGAUCUUCGGUGGCGACACAAGUUCUUCAUUCCGGCAAUUGCCUGCAUCCCGCUGCUCAUUGUAUACUAUGUCGACUUCGGGGUCACUUCUGUGGUUGUUCCUAAUUUUCUUGUACCAUAUAUGCCGAAUGGCGCUCGACUCAUCCAUCUCGGUCCCCUUUACUAUGCCUUUAUGGCUGCGAUAUCUAUUUUCGCCCCGAACUCGAUCAACAUCCUCGCGGGAAUCAACGGGUUGGAAGUUGGGCAGUCUCUGGUUAUCGCUGGCCUGCUCGUUCUCAAUUCCUCUUUGUACCUCGUGCCCUUUCCAGGCAACCCAAUCCUCAACAACGGAUACGCAACUCGGCCCCAUCCGGCGACGGAGUCACACCUGAUGACACUGUAUCUUCUACUCCCAUUCAUGGGUGUGUCGACAGCUCUAUACAUCCACAAUCGGUACCCUGCCCGCGUUUUCGUUGGAGACACAUACUGCUAUGUUGCUGGUAUGACUUUUGCAUGUGUUGCCAUCAUGGCUCACUUCAGCAAGACUCUGCUUUUGUUAUUCAUACCACAGAUAUUCAAUUUCGUCUACAGUGUGCCACAGCUCUUCAAGAUCAUUCCAUGCCCAAGGCAUCGACUACCUAGGUUCAACGCCAGGACUGGUCUCCGCGAGCCGAGUGUUACGAAAUGGGAGGACCGGCCGCCGAGCAAGACACUUACAGCGGCGUUCUUUUUGCUGGAGAGAAUGCGUCUGAUCCAACUUACGAUUGACCCGGCGACGAAUCGAAUAUCAGAGACGAGUAAUCUCACCCUCAUCAAUCUCUGGCUUGUAUGGAGAGGGCCAUUGCGAGAAGAUCGCCUCAAUAAUGAACUCCUGGUGUUACAGAUAGCAUGCGGCAUACUCGGGCUCUUUAUACGGCACACGAUGGCCGUUCUGAUCUUUAGCAUGGACAAUAGAGGGAAGUAUGGCGAGAGAUUUCCCGUAUAG
Messenger RNA from Cyphellophora attinorum, 1269 nucleotides. RefSeq names its product UDP-N-acetylglucosamine--dolichyl-phosphate N-acetylglucosaminephosphotransferase. The record is from RefSeq and is a predicted model, not a curated record. Bases 1 to 1269 code for a protein of 422 amino acids. Gene Ontology annotation, biological process: protein N-linked glycosylation; dolichol-linked oligosaccharide biosynthetic process. The transcript has a single exon. Gene Ontology annotation, molecular function: UDP-N-acetylglucosamine-dolichyl-phosphate N-acetylglucosaminephosphotransferase activity. NCBI's taxonomy places the organism in Eukaryota, Fungi, Ascomycota, Eurotiomycetes, Chaetothyriales, Cyphellophoraceae. Gene Ontology annotation, cellular component: membrane.